AUGUCGAUUCCGCCUAGACAUGAUCUAACUACUUCUCAAGGUAAGGCCAGGAGUGAGCAUUACAUAAAGUACUUGAUCAAGGAAGAAAAGCAAUACUAUGGAGCUGAAGCAUUGUUCAUCACUCAUCCAUUACAAGAGACUUUCCUGGCAGCACGCAGAUUCUUCUUGGGAGUUUGUGGGAAGUCCAUUAUCUCAGUGGAACCACCAUAUAUGCUGCACAGUUCAUGUUUGAAAAGUUCUAUGCCGACAAUAGUACGAAACCUCCCACGGUUGGUUGUGGAGUACUUUCCGGAUGCUUCAGAGUACGAGAUGAAGUACACAGAGAUCGGUUCACUAUUACUGAAACAAAUGGCUAGAGAAGAUUUUGAUGCACCUAUAGCUACGAGUAAGCCAUCUGCCCUAGCUCUUGUAGCAACAUCCAUGAUAGCAUCAUAUCCUGAUCCUCCCGUGUUCAGCACCGACAACGUAUUGAAUGUCAACGAGGUUGAUUUCCAGAGGUAUGUAGAAAUGAUGCAAGGGAAUUGA
Linum trigynum is the source of this 525-nucleotide messenger RNA. The record is from the annotation of a GenBank genome assembly. NCBI's taxonomy places the organism in Eukaryota, Viridiplantae, Streptophyta, Magnoliopsida, Malpighiales, Linaceae.